Molecule: messenger RNA, 1575 nt
Organism: Manihot esculenta (cassava)
Lineage: Eukaryota; Viridiplantae; Streptophyta; Magnoliopsida; Malpighiales; Euphorbiaceae
Product: putative GPI-anchor transamidase
Exons: 10
Coding region: 113-1336 (407 amino acids)
Biological process (GO): proteolysis; protein localization to cell surface; attachment of GPI anchor to protein
Cellular component (GO): GPI-anchor transamidase complex
Molecular function (GO): GPI-anchor transamidase activity
Source: RefSeq, a predicted model, not a curated record
ACAUAGAUCGCUUCCUUGAAGCAACGAAAGAAAGAAAGAAAGAAAGAAAGAAAGAAAGAAAGAAAGUUCUUGACAAAUUGUUUCCAAAGAAGUAUAAUUGAAUCGAAAGAUCAUGUGGUUCAAGAUCUAUAGUCACAAUAUGGUGAUUUGGUUGGUUUUACUGCUUCUGGGUUCGAACCUUCUCUGCAAUUCAAUCGCUUCCGCUUCCCUUUCCUCUUCGACUGACACCACCAUGCACACUAACAACUGGGCUGUCUUGGUCUGCACCUCUCGCUUCUGGUUUAAUUAUCGACACAUGGCUAAUACUUUAUCAUUGUAUAGGACUGUUAAGCGAUUAGGAAUACCUGAUGAGAGGAUAAUACUCAUGUUGGCUGAUGAUAUGGCUUGCAAUGCUAGGAACAAGUACCCUGCUCAAGUCUUCAACAAUGAAAAUCAUAGACUUAACUUGUAUGGAGAUAAUGUUGAGGUAGAUUAUCGAGGUUAUGAAGUGACAGUUGAAAACUUUUUGCGGGUUUUGACUGGGCGCCAUGAGGCUGCUGUUCCAAGAUCAAAGCGUCUUUUAAGCGAUGAAGGAAGUCACAUUCUCUUGUACAUGACAGGACAUGGAGGAGAUGAAUUCUUAAAAUUUCAGGACUCUGAAGAGCUCCAAAGUCAUGAUUUGGCUGAUGCUGUGAAGCAAAUGAAGGAAAAGCGUAGGUUCAAGGAAUUGCUGAUAAUGGUGGAUACUUGCCAAGCUGCCACUCUAUUCAAUCAGCUUCAUUCACCUGGUGUUUUGGCUAUUGGAAGUAGCAUGAAAGGCGAGAACUCAUACUCACAUCAUCUGGAUUCUGAUGUUGGUGUUUCUGUUGUGGAUCGUUUUACGUUCUAUACCCUUGCAUUCUUUGAGAGGCUAAAUAUGUAUGACAAUGCCUCACUAAGCAGUCUUUUCACUUCAUAUAAUCCAAAUACACUGAUGUCGACUGCAUAUUACCGAACAGAUCUAUACCAACGACGUUUGGAGCAGGUCCCAGUGACAAACUUCUUUGGUUCAGUCAUGGAAACCAUACAUACCGAUUCUGCUUAUCGAAUCCAUCAAAGAAAAGACACCGACAAAGGACCUAUGGAGAAAUUAGUUCACCAUGGCGAGAGGACCUUGAUACCUUCAAAUAAGGAGGAUCAAAUUAGUGAUAGUAAGACACAGGUUCAUGUUUGCUCUUUUACACAAAUGUGGAGUACAAUUAACAGCAAGGUGGAAAGAAUUGAAGAUGUUGAUUCCUUGGUGAAUUAUUGUUUGAUAGUUAUGCUUCCAAUUUUGAUACUUUCUGUGUGGUUGUCAACACUUAUCAUGAAGAAUUGAAGCAUCAUUUUGAGCAUCUUGUGUUUGAAUCAUCUCAAUUCUCAGCAUCAGGCGGCAGUGCUGUUGCCAGCCAAAUCUUAUCAGUCUUAUUAUUUACCAGGCUGGAUCUCCUGCUGUAUCAAUUUGAUUAAUAUUUUCCAUUGUUGUAGCAUUAUGAUUCCUAGGCUUCAGUGUCUUGGGUGAGGACAGUGUAGUAUGGAAUUGACCUAAUAUUGGAGAAGGGCACUUCUGAUUCUGAA